AGAGUUGAGUCAGUUAGUGCAAAAAUGGUCAAUGCAGAUAGUCCGGGUAGCUAUUUGGUUAACUACUGUAUUUAACUAACAAGUGGGGGUGGGUUGUCAGAGGGUGCGACUGGAGCAAAGGAGAUAUAAACAUUUUGCAAAACAAACUCCUGGGGGUCUGCCUAGUUUUGGGGAGGGACAAAAUGCGAGGGAACAGGAGGACUCAACAGAAAAUAGUCCACAUGGAGAGAGCAUUUGGAAUAGUUGAAUGAAUGACAUAUGGGCAAGUUUGAAAGUUGACAGAGGAAUUGAGCAAUGCCUGUUUUGAAAGUUAUUCUUUUAAAAUAUUGAUUUAGUUGGUUUUAGGGUAACGUAUGAUGUAACGUGGCUAGCCAGCUACAGUAGUUGAAGACUUUGAACAAACACGAUACAGUGGGACAGUGAGCGCUUUAGCUCGCAACACCUCAGUGAACUGCCAGCUUUGCUAGACUAGCAAGAGCACUUCUCGUUCAGUUUAUCUUUACUCUUCUUUACGCUGUCGUCGAAUUUGUCUUACAUUUCACAGAUAAGCUUGUUGCUUAACGGUUUGAUUCCUGUCAAGUUUAACUUGUGGUUGUUGGACAUGGUUGUCAAUAACAGCUAGCUAGCUAAAGUUAGUCAGCCAUCAUUAAUUUGUAUUUUUCAACGUUGGACGGACUGAAUGUUCACCUUUGGGAUACUUAACGUUACUGUCAGUAAACCGCAACAAGACAACAUCAACGUUGUAUUUUAAACACGAGACAACAUGCAAAAGUUCAACUCGACACACACUAGUACUCUUCCUCUGGACGCUGAGCUUCAGCAACGUUUAGCCGACAACGGGGGAGCCGGGGAGGCGAUGAAGGAAAACGGCUCUGGGAAGAAUCACAUCCUUGCAGAACCUGCAGACAGUUCACUCUGUACCAAGAGAAAGAUGCUGGUCGGCUUGGAUGUUUUCUGUCUGUUUGUAGCCUCCAUCCCGUUCUUUGCGUGUGAGUUGAAGGCGGUGACUCCGUACCGGAGGGGUUUCUUCUGUGGGGACCAGAGCAUCACCUACCCCUACCUGGAGAGAGAGGCCAUCCCUGAUGCACUGCUCAUCGCUGGGGGCAUCGUCAUCACUGGCCUCACGAUUGCGCUGGGCGAGUGUUACCGGGUUCGAUUUUGUGAGGUGCAAUCACGGGCCUUCGUGCGCAACCUCUACGUGUCCUGCCUCUAUAAGGAGCUGGGAAGCUUCCUGUUCGGCUGCUGCGUGGGCCAAUCAUUGACCAACAUGGCCAAGCUGAGUGUGGGGCGCCUGCGACCUAACUUUCUGUCGGUGUGCAACGUGACAUACGCCUCGCUCAACUGCGUCCCCGGCUCCUACGUGGCCCAAGUCACCUGCAGGCAGCCCAAACACAAGAUGGUGGAGGAGGCCAGGAAGUCCUUUUUCUCUGGCCAUUCCUCCUUUGCCAUGUACACCAUGCUCUACUUGGCGUUCUACCUGCAGGCGCGGUUGUCAUGGCGAGGGGCUCGUCUGCUGCGCCCACUGCUACAGUUCCUGCUGGUGAUGAUAGCCGUGUACACCGGGCUGAGCCGCAUCUCUGACUACCGCCACCACCCCACCGACGUGAUCACCGGCUUCAUCCAGGGAGGCCUCACCGCCUACUGGGUGGCCUUCUAUAUUUCCUCCAUGUUUAAGAACAACCGUCCAGAACUGUCUCCCACCAGCAUGUCUCUGGAGAGCCCCUUGUCCAGCCAACAGACCGUCUGCUAGCACCACCUGCCCCAUCACACCCCUCCUCACCUACCUGGACGGAUGGGAGAAAAGACAGAAAGAAAGAGAGAGAGAGGGAGAGACAGUCAGAUAGCAGAGGUGAGCAGCACAUGGAGGGACAGGGAGGGAGACAAGGUGUGUGAAAAGGAAGGGGGAUGAGAUAAGAG
Molecule: messenger RNA, 1917 nt
Organism: Oncorhynchus tshawytscha (Chinook salmon)
Lineage: Eukaryota; Metazoa; Chordata; Actinopteri; Salmoniformes; Salmonidae
Product: phospholipid phosphatase 3-like
Exons: 6
Coding region: 764-1750 (328 amino acids)
Biological process (GO): phospholipid metabolic process; phospholipid dephosphorylation; signal transduction
Molecular function (GO): phosphatidate phosphatase activity
Source: RefSeq, a predicted model, not a curated record